AUGCGAGUGAUGAGAUCAUUGCGCGGUAAUUCUGGUUCGGGAUUGGUUUUCCGGUCGGCGAGGUUAUGCUCUCUACGGAGCGUCUUCACCGGUUGCCGUGCUGUGAUUUUGCCUCGCUUUGGCGGUCCGGAGGUUUUGGAGCUCUGGGAGAAUGUUCCGGUGCCGAAUCUUAAUCCGAAUGAGGUUCUCGUCCGGGCUAAAGCUGUCUCCGUCAACCCUCUCGAUUGCAGAAUACGAGCAGGAUAUGGGCGUUCUGUAUUCGAACCACAUGUACCUAUUAUAAUUGGGCGUGAUGUCAGUGGCGAGGUCGCAGCUAUUGGGACCUCAGUGAAGUCAUUUAAAGUAGGGCAAGAAGUUUUUGGCGCAUUGCAUCCUACGGCGUUGAGAGGUACUUAUACUGACUAUGGGAUUCUUUCUGAAGACGAACUCACUGAGAAGCCAUCGUCGAUUUCUCAUGUGGAGGCAAGUGCCAUUCCUUUUGCAGCAUUGACUGCUUGGCGUGCGUUGAAGAGUAAUGCUCGGAUAGUCGAAGGACAAAGACUAUUGGUUUUUGGAGGAGGAGGAGCCGUAGGAUUUUCUGCAAUCCAGCUUGCGGUAGCCUCUGGGUGUCAUGUUACAGCCUCUUGCGUAGGUCAGACCAAAGACAGAAUACUAGCAGCUGGUGCCGAGCAAGCUGUUGACUACACAACCGAGGACAUUGAAUUGGCGGUAAAAGGAAAGUUUGAUGCUGUGUUGGAUACUAUUGGACGGCCUGAAACCGAGAGAAUAGGCAUAAACUUCUUGAGGAAGGGUGGAAACUAUAUGACUCUUCAGGGUGAGGCUGCAUCGUUGACUGAUAGAUACGGUUUCGUAAUUGGGCUUCCGCUUGCAACAUCACUCUUGGCUAAGAAGAAGAUACAAUAUCAGUAUUCUCAUGGAAUUGACUAUUGGUGGACGUAUAUGAGGGCUGAUCCUGAAGGUCUGGCCGAGAUUCAGCGGUUAGUUGGAGCUGGAAAGUUAAAGAUACCGGUGGAGAAAACAUUUCCGAUAACCGAAGUUGUAGCAGCUCAUGAAGCCAAGGAGAAGAAGCAGAUUCCUGGUAAGGUGGUUCUUGAGCUCUGA
This is a messenger RNA of Microthlaspi erraticum, 1101 nucleotides long. The record is from the annotation of a GenBank genome assembly. NCBI's taxonomy places the organism in Eukaryota, Viridiplantae, Streptophyta, Magnoliopsida, Brassicales, Brassicaceae.